UAUUACGAUUGAAAUUCGAAUAUGAUUAUGGAAAAAAUCAUGACUUUUUUUAUAGGCGUUGAUUACCAAUAAAAGUAUUUUUAUUUUGAAUCGAAAUCAGAUUGAAGCUAUCACAAACAGCCACUGAGAAUACGAAAAGCAUCCAUAAAACUAAAUCAAAAUCUUCUUUCAAAUUCCAAAGCUAAACCAACAUAUUUUUUGCAACAAUAUUGUUUGCAGUAUAAAAAAAAUAUGAAAAUUCAUGCGAAAAAAAACGUUUCAAAAGAAUUGAGAGUUUCAAAUAAGUUCAAAAACAAACAUUCAGACAGUUAACGAAAUGAUUCCAGAGUAGCUCAGUUAUGUGAAUGAGCCUUUAUGUGUGUGAGCCUGCAUGUGACAGCAGCUCUCUAUUGAUACAUAGAGCACGUGUAGUGGCGCUCACAUUUGUCUGUUAUCUAUUCGAGUAGUUGAAAUUCCGGUGUUUUCUCAUACGAUUGCAGGAUGAAUGAAACAUUGAAUAUUGUUUCAACCGCGGCAGCGUUGCCGAACAAAAAAUUUGUGCAGCUUCUAAAUGCCUUUGAACACCAUCAAACGUUUAGUCAAAAGGCAGCCCAUGAACUGGAUUUGGUUGUGUCUUUGAUAACAAAUAACCUCAACUCGCAUGACAAAAAGCACGAAGGACUUUUGCUGUUGCGAUCAUUUCUAGUGCAGUGUCAAUUGGACAUAAUCGAACAGAAAGGUAAUCUGUGGCUAUCGUUGUGCACGAAAAUCUGUGCUCAAAAGAAACCAGCGGCAACGGUGUGCUUGGGAUACGAGGUGAUCAGUGAUAUUCUGGUGAAAUCGGUUCACAUCCCUGAUUUGGGAAAGGCCAUCGCAAGCAAUUUAUUGAGUAAAAUCAUUGAGAGUGUGAGUGGCUUACCUCCCGAAUGCCAUUUGGCCACGCUAAAAUGCUUAGAGACAUGCAUGAAAUUGUAUGCUGGGCCAUCAGGUGCUUCACGUGCAAACAUCGAUCGAUUCCUCGGCACAUUCAUCGACAGCACAAAUCAAGCGCUGGUCAUUCAGAGUGGCAAGUGUUUGCUUCAAUUGCAACAAGUCAGAGGCGGCGGUUGUGUUCAAGGUAUAAGCGUGAAAGGAGCUUGGUCGAAUUUACAAUCGCAACUGUUGGGCAGUUUGCACACAGUGUUGAAUCAACUCUUUGCCAAUGCCACUGAAACGUAUGAUGGUUUCAAUUUUGAUGAAGAAAUCACCGCGCUGAAAACAGUCGAAUUGAAUUUAAGCCCCGAACCAAUUCAACGAGCCACUCAACUGCUGACGAGAUUUAAAAAUUUAACCGAUUACCUUCGGAUUGCGCUGUGUGAGCCAUUUCCAGUGACAAAAGCCGUACAGCCUGGUUUAUUGUUUUCCAUUAUUGCCCGUGGUCUAGCGGUCAAUUGUGCAACAUUAGCGAAAAAUGCAAUCACCGACAACAUUGCCAUUGCAGCCAUUUUGCCACAGGUUCAUGGUGCCUUGUUUCGAUUGCUGGAUACGUUGAUUCUGCUAUUGCGUACAAAUUUGCUGCCAUUUGCCAAUCACAUUUGCCAACUGAUUGUUCAAUCGUUGAAAUGGACAUCGUCCGGUAAAGCAUCAGGCUUCAAACGGCCGUACAUCUCAAUACGGCAAGCGGCUUAUCGCACCCUAAGUCUGUGGUGUAAAACGGCCAAAUAUGGAAGUUUGGUGGAAACCAUCGCUGAGGAUUUGAUCAAAUUCAUCAUCCAAGACAUUACGCCGUACCAAAGUGAGGUCACCUUGAAAGUGUUGGCAGGUAGUCGAAAAUAUUUGUCGAAGAAAGCACGUCAAAAGUUGCACAAGGCUCAAAACGAUGCUUCGAACAUUGCUCAAACUCAUUCGAAAUCGUUCAAUCCGCACAAUACGAAAAUUAUUUACACGGACAGUGGCAAUGAACCACUAUGCGAAGCCGCUUUGGCUUGUUUGGUGGAUGUUCUACACGCGGCUGGCUGCUUCAUCAAGCCACUGCAUCAAAAGAUAUUGCAAGAAAAUAUUGUGGUACUUUCGUUGAAUGUGGCCAACGCCACACCGAAAAAGUCGCAUCUUUACUUUGACAAUGGAUGCCGGGCAGGACUUUUUAGCACAUUGUAUGCCUUGACUCAAUCACCGCAUCAUCUUUGCCCACCACCAAUUCAGUAUGCCGCAGAAGUCUUCAAAAUUGCUCAAAUUCACGAUGUCAGAGCGGAAAUAAGAGACAAAUGCAGCGAAUACUUGCGAGGCAUAGAGAAAAUAUUGCAUCCACAGAAGGAAAUCUUCUAUUUCCCAACCAAUGUGAACGAUGUGGCCGAAGCAUUCAAAAAGAAUGCUGAAGACCUGCGAACCAGAGCAAGCGGUUUAGCUGACAGUGACGACGAUGAUAACGAGCAGUCGAGCGAUGAAGAGAAUGAAGAUGUUGAAAUGAACGAAGAUGCAUCGGCAAAACCGCAAAGUUCCGAAGAAAUAUCGAAGGAUGAGUCGUUCAUGAAGGAAGUGAUAGAUGCACAAAGUGAUUCCAUCACCGAACAAGCAAAAGAUAAGAGCAAUGGAGGUGGAGAAGAGCCUGUACAGCUGGUAACGACACACACUGAAACUCAACAGGAAGAAACAAUAAAAAUCGUUGUUGAAGAGAGUUCAGAGGAGAAGCCAUUGACGUCACCGCCACGAAAAUCGGCUCGACUCUCGGCAAAACGGCCUGAUUCAGCCGCUGCAGACAGUGAUACUUCUGUUACAACCAAACCAGAAUCACCGGUUCCCAGACGAAGAUCAUUGCGUCGCAGUUCGACCUCAUCUCAGGAUGCCACACCAUUCAAAGCUGAAGAAGAACCGGCCGUUAAGAAGCUGCCAACCAUUGUUGAAACUGGCGAUCAAACUGAUGUCAAUACUAAGGCAACCGCCUCUGGUUCAAUUGCUUUGGAAAAUGAGACUCAAAAGAGUGAAAAGGCAUUAGUCGAUGAAUUAGCCGCGGCAUUUGUCGAAGAGUUUAUUGAUGACGAUGAAUAAAUUUUAAAUUUAAGUUGAAAUUGUUAAAAUGUGAAAUUUACAAUUAAACGGGAAAUUUCCAUUAUUUUCAUAAUAAUGAAA
Sitodiplosis mosellana (orange wheat blossom midge) is the source of this 3084-nucleotide messenger RNA. RefSeq names its product proline-, glutamic acid- and leucine-rich protein 1. Gene Ontology annotation, cellular component: nucleus. Bases 481 to 3003 code for a protein of 840 amino acids. The record is from RefSeq and is a predicted model, not a curated record. Gene Ontology annotation, biological process: rRNA processing. Lineage: Eukaryota; Metazoa; Arthropoda; Insecta; Diptera; Cecidomyiidae. The transcript is spliced from 6 exons.